AGAUUGAGAUGUUGAAACAACAUCUUAAAUAGCACACAAAAAUAAAUUUUUUUUCGGAUCACUGCAAAGCUUGGACGUUCCACAUGGACGCAAACAUGUUGCCAGCAGUGCCACAGCUGAGCGAGCCGCCGCCACUGCCGCAGCAGCAGAAGCAGUCGCAGGGCAAGCAGAGCUUUACCAUUACCGUCGACGCAGAGGGCAAGAUACAAGUAAAUCCACAACAAGAGCAAAAGCUGGACAACGUUCACCGCAGCUUGCAGCUCAAUGACAACGCCCAUAAGCAAAAGCAAGUAGGCAAGCAACGCAUACGCAUUGCUAUUAUCGAGGAAGCGGGCAGCUCGGAUGACGAGCCGGACACAGCGGCGGAUAAGAGUGAUAUAAUCAGUAUCGAUGCGCAGUCGCUUGAGGCUCUGACCCACACGGGUGGACUGCCUCGCUUUGUGAAAAUCUACAAUAAGGAUAAGCCCUCGUUUGUGGUACUGGAGGAUGCGCUAGUGCGCAAGCGCAUUGAAGAAGCCGCCUGCCAUUGUCAUGCGCAACAGCAGACCACCCCCAACGACUUUGGCGCACACACGGGCUCACAAACGGACGAGCUACUUCUACCCAAAGGACAUAAUAGUAGCAGCCAAACUAUUAAACAGCCUCGCCUCAAUCGCCUGCGCGCCAUCAGCAAGCGUAGCCUCAGUCUGCCGGCAAUGUGUUGCUAUCGACAAAUGCAGCAGUCACCAAUAACUUCAGCUAGCGUCCAAACUAAAAGCGAUGUUGCGCCACAUGUUAGCAUAAGCGUGAUGUCGCCCACACCCGCUACAAUUAGCGUGCCACAGUAUCGACAGCAGGCACAGCAACAACAACAGCAGGAACAAUUUGUAUCAGUGCUACAGAAUACCUCCCCCUGGCAAACACUCACGCCUGGCACCACCGUUAUGUCAGCAACGGCCACUAAUUGCAGUUGCUGUUUAAAGCCGCAGCUAAUACCACGACAGCAACAGCAGUUGCUGCUACAACAGCAGCAGCAGCAGCAGCCGCAACAACUCGGCUUACCAGCUUAUGGCAACUGUUGUAGCAGCUGCUGUAUGUUGCGUCCAGUUAUGGCACAAACCUCAAUCGGCUGUUGUCAAUGCAAUUCGCCAAUGUUGCUGACGCCGGAGCAACAACAGAACUUUCCAUAUGCUGGCUGGCCAUCUGCAGCGAUUAAUCCUUGCUGCUAUUAUCCUACCUAUGGCCCCUACAAUAUGAGUAGCUACGAUUUGCCGCAAUGUGCUUGCUGUCAAAUGCCAAUGCUACACCAGCAACAACAACAACAAUGCAAACUUUGCGGUAACAGCUACAAUUUUAAGCAAUCACCACAGCAACGAGCUUUUGACAGCUAUCAGUUAAACAAGUUGCAGCCCACUGAACCACCUGUACGGCAUGAUCGCACUAGAAAGCACCACAGCAGCAUGCAAAUAUCCAAACCUAAGCCACAGCAACAACAACCAGAGCCACAGUUUCAGCUAGAGAGCAGUGGCUCACAGUUAGCCGUCAAGGAAAAAAUUACCAAGAAACUAACCUUACAAGAAGCUCGACCCAAGGCUGGUGCCUCGGUGGGAGUAUCGGCCAGCAGCAAACUCUAUUUGGCACGCUUUGGACGCACCUGUUUGAUACUGAAACCCACCGCAGCAACACGCAUUGGCACAACGGCUAAGCUACUAACAAAACGCAUUUGCCGUUACACGUCCAUGAUGGCCUGGCCAAGUCACAAGAAACGAACAGAACUGAAAUUGUAAAAUUAUAGUUAAAAACUUACAAAUCAAUAAACAGAAGUCUGAUCCGAAAAAAAUAGAU
Molecule: messenger RNA, 1824 nt
Organism: Drosophila busckii
Lineage: Eukaryota; Metazoa; Arthropoda; Insecta; Diptera; Drosophilidae
Exons: 2
Coding region: 84-1766 (560 amino acids)
Source: RefSeq, a predicted model, not a curated record